GGUCUCGUGAUGCGUCUGGUACUGCAAAGUAUUACCUCUUUCUUUAUAGGGCUAUCGCUGGCUUAUCUUCUUUUCUAUCAAGAAGACACUAGCAGUAGACCAGCACCACCCUCCAGCAGCUCUACAGACAGCUUGUCACAUGACCCAUAUGCAUACGAUGAGUCGACAUUACAAAUAAGGACACCAUCCUGCGCUGGCAUUUCUGUCGAUGUACUGGUACUAAUCUUUUCACAUCCACACUCAAUCAAACAAAGACAAGUUGUACGUGAAACAUGGUUGUCUGACCUACGGUAUUUGAAGACAGCAGCACAUUUAUUUGUGCUAAAAAUUAGUAAACACAAACCUUCACUGCUUGAAAGUGAACAGUACAAUGACAUUUUGUUCAUAAACACUCAACAAUACAAUUCCAAAAUGCUCCUCUCUGCUUUAAACUGGUCUGCAGUUAAUAUUAACUUUCAGCAUCUCUUAAAAUGCAACGAUCAUAGUUACAUUUCAGUUGCAAAGCUAAUGCCAGAAUUAAGACAUCUUCCUAACAAGAGACUUUUAUGGGGUUAUUUUGUUGGUAAUCAAAACGUGACACGAAAUGGACAUAAAGCUGAACAAAAGUGGAACCUUUGUUUGUCGUAUCUUCCAUAUGUUCAGGGUGGUGGAUAUGUGCUUUCAAAAGACCUCGUGACCUAUAUAGUGCACGUGGGUCCAUACUUAGAUCAUACGGACAAUGAGGACAUAGGACUAGGAGUAUGGAUGUCUCCAUUGAAAGAUAUCAAGCGUCAUCAUGACAUCAGGUUCAAUACUGGCCCUUCAUCACGAGGGUGUAUGAAUCAGUACCUUAUUACACAUCCAGAAACGAGUGAAUCAAUGACGAACAAACACAAACUUUUGAAAGACAAAGGUUACCUUUGUCAGAAUGAAAUAGAAACAAUAAAAUCAUAUCACUAUAAUUGGACAGCACCAGUCACAUUAUGUUGUAAAUAAUAAUUAUUAA
Amphimedon queenslandica is the source of this 985-nucleotide messenger RNA. RefSeq names its product beta-1,3-galactosyltransferase 6-like. NCBI's taxonomy places the organism in Eukaryota, Metazoa, Porifera, Demospongiae, Haplosclerida, Niphatidae. Gene Ontology annotation, biological process: protein O-linked glycosylation; glycosaminoglycan biosynthetic process. The record is from RefSeq and is a predicted model, not a curated record. The transcript has a single exon. Gene Ontology annotation, molecular function: galactosylxylosylprotein 3-beta-galactosyltransferase activity. Gene Ontology annotation, cellular component: Golgi membrane. The coding region runs from base 10 to 975 and encodes 321 amino acids.